AUGUUUCCGUUAAGUUUUAUUGAUGUUGGCAACCCGUUACCGGCCUAUAUGAUGUCUUCUUCUUUGUCAGCCAUGGAUGCCAUUUCACCCACAGCCGCAGCUGCCAUAGCUCUUGGCGCUGUCUCAGCAACAACAACAACAACGUCAAUCGGCAGUAGUAGUGGUGGUGCUGGUGUCAGUCGUAAUAUUGCCUCCCUAUCCUCAUCAUCCACCACCUCCCUGGCAGAUAAUGUUACCCGCAUUGCCUUGCUGGGCAAUGAUGCGGCGGCAAAUGAUUCUGCCAAUAGUUUUGUACCAUCGAUACAACGUCCCGAAACGAUUGUCGUUGCCAUACUCUUCACGCUCAUCUUUAUUGUUGGUGUUUUGGGUAAUGGUACAUUAGUGAUAAUAUUCUUUCGCCAUCGUUCAAUGCGUAACAUUCCAAAUACUUACAUUCUAUCUCUGGCCUUGGCCGAUCUCUUAGUUAUAAUCGUUUGUGUUCCAUUGGCCAUAUUGGUGUACACCCAGGACAGUUGGACCUUUGGCAAGAGUAUGUGUCAAAUAACGGAAUUCUUCAAAGAUGUGUCAAUUGGUGUGUCAGUGUUCACCCUCACGGCAUUGUCGGGUGAACGUUAUUGUGCCAUUGUCAAUCCAUUGCGUAAAUUACAGACAAAACCAUUGACUGUCAUAACGGCAACAAUGAUUUGGCUAUUGGCCAUUAUUUUUGCCACACCCUCACUGGUAAUGUCCACCCUGCAGUACAUCGAAAUCAAUACGAAUCUGACAAUAAUUGUCUGUUCGCCAUUCGGUGAGGAACGGCCCAAUUUGGAGGUCUAUACCAGAUAUGUGGUGGUGACAAAGGCCUUUGUCUACUACAUCCUGCCACUGUUUAUAAUUGGAGUUCUGUAUCUGAUGAUGGCGCAGCGUUUGCAUGUCAGUGCCCGUGAAAUGCCCGGCGAAACAUUGAGCAUGCAAAGUCGUUCACAAGUUCGGGCACGACGUUAUGUGGCCCGCAUGGUUGUGGCAUUUGUGGUGGUGUUUUUUAUUUGUUUCUUUCCCUAUCAUUUGUUUGAAUUAUGGUUCCAUUUGAAUCCAACUAGCCGUGAUGAUUUCGAUGAAUUCUGGCAUACCAUUCGUAUUAUUGGCUUUUGCACAUACUUUCUCAAUUCCUGUGUCAAUCCCGUGGCAUUGUAUUGUGUAUCUGGAGCAUUUCGAGCCCAUUUCAAUCAAUAUCUCUGCUGUUGGUGUGUUAAACGACAAACACGCAUACGUCAGCAUUCCACCGCCACCGGUAUGAUGGACACCAGUAUUGUUAAUAUGUCAAUGCGUUCCACGAACAACUAUAAUCGGGCCUCAGUACAUUUGAAUAAUUCGAAUUCGUGUGCGGUGAAUGGCACAAAUGGUGGUGGGCGGCUAACCAGCAACAGCUAUCGGCGACAGACAUCAAUGCAUCACCACCAUCAGCAGCAGCAACAAUUACAGCAUCAUCAUCAGCAUAAUAAUGCUGAGGCACGAUUGUCGGCAACACCACCAACAGCUUUGGUCCAGAGUGGAGUGAUACUAAGCGGUGACAAAAGGGCAAUAGAUGCAGAGAUCACAAGUCCGGGUAAUGAACUUCUGUUCGGUGGUGGUGUUAAUUCAUUUUAA
Molecule: messenger RNA, 1626 nt
Organism: Musca vetustissima
Lineage: Eukaryota; Metazoa; Arthropoda; Insecta; Diptera; Muscidae
Gene: CCHa2-R
Product: neuropeptide CCHamide-2 receptor
Exons: 7
Coding region: 1-1626 (541 amino acids)
Biological process (GO): G protein-coupled receptor signaling pathway
Cellular component (GO): membrane
Molecular function (GO): G protein-coupled peptide receptor activity
Source: RefSeq, a predicted model, not a curated record